AGAAAGUUCACUUUCACUAUGUACCUGCACUGCCUUAUGUUUUCUCUUGCAUUUGGUUGGGUGAGCGCCACUGGUAACUGCAGUUAUAAGAGACUUAUGGAACAUCUUGGCUUGAACGAUGAUAAAAUUCAGAAGUCCAUAAGACCCGUGUAUGACUCGAGCACCCCUACCAAUUUUUAUGUGGACCUGUUUGUGACCUCCAUCUCAGAUGUGAAUGAAAAAGCGCAAAGCAUUUCAACACAGGUCAUAUAUGAAGCUGGUUGGAUCAGUGAAUUCAUAAAGUGGAACGAAAAUGAGUUUUGCGAGACCUCUAAGAUUUCAUUAGAAAAAGAUAAGAUUUGGAUUCCAGAUAUUGUCAUCGCUGAAAGCAUCAAGACAGAGUUUGCAACUAUGGAAAAUCCAUACGUGAAGACGUAUUCUUCAGGUUUUGUGUACAUGUAUGAAACUCUAACUCUGACCAGCGCUUGUAAGAUGGACUUGAUCAAUUUUCCCUUUGAUGUCCAAACCUGCACUCUGACCAUUCACUCUCCAAUGCAUCCAAGUGAUGAGCUUACACUCGAUACGUUUUCUGAUUCAUCGUUCCUGACAUCCAGCUCCCAGAAGGCCUUUCAAACUCAGGGCGAAUGGGAACUGCUCAGUAUAAACACGUCUAAAUCCAAUAUGAGUUCUCUGGGAUACUACGAGGAUCAGCUGAUAUAUAAGAUCACCAUAAAAAGGAGACCUCUACUGUACAUCAUCACCUUCAUAUCACCUGUGUUUUGCUUUCUUGUGUUGGACGUGGCCUCCUUCUUCAUCGAUGCGGGCGGAGGAGAGAAGCUGAGCUUUAAGGUCACUUUGCUGCUGUCCAUUUCUGUGUUGCUGCUCAUUCUUAAUGACAAGCUGCCAUCUACCGCCAAUGAAGUCCCAUGGAUUGGGGUCUAUUGCAGUUUGAUUUUCAUUCUCAUUGGCAUCAGCAUUCUGGAGGCCAUCCUUGUGAAUUUUUUAAUGGCUAAAGGAGAGCAGAUUCAGAGUUCAGAAGCACCCCUAGAUUCCACAUCUGCUGUCACUGAUUCUGUAAAAGACUUUAACUGCACAUCAGAUCCAGCAUCAGACAGGAAUGACAACCAGUCCCAUGUCCACAAGAACUCUUACACUGCAGGAGAUGAAAACCGAGCGGAGAGAAGAUGCCUGUACUGGACCAGAGCAGCCCGGAUAGUCGAUGUUAUUGCCAUGAUUCUUUACAUUAUCACCAUUUUGGUGUUUCUAGCCAUCAUUUAUAAUGCUUGGUUCAUGGCAUCAGUGACAUCAAAAGUGUGACAUCAUUCCUAAGAUGCACAAGGAAUAACUUUUUUGCAUGGUUCAUAAUGAGCAUUUAAAAAAUAUGGUCAGCAUGUUUUUUCUUUUUCGCUUAUACACAUGCUCUGUUAGACUUAACAAUGAACUGUGACAUUAUAUGUAAGCAAAC
This is a messenger RNA of Triplophysa rosa, 1444 nucleotides long. Its product is annotated as 5-hydroxytryptamine receptor 3A-like. The coding region runs from base 19 to 1296 and encodes 425 amino acids. Gene Ontology annotation, molecular function: neurotransmitter receptor activity; transmembrane signaling receptor activity; extracellular ligand-gated monoatomic ion channel activity. Gene Ontology annotation, biological process: nervous system process; chemical synaptic transmission; monoatomic ion transmembrane transport. Gene Ontology annotation, cellular component: synapse; neuron projection; membrane. NCBI's taxonomy places the organism in Eukaryota, Metazoa, Chordata, Actinopteri, Cypriniformes, Nemacheilidae. The transcript has 9 exons. The record is from RefSeq and is a predicted model, not a curated record.